AUGUCCCUCUUGCCCGUCUCUUCACCUUUGUCCCUCGAUAGAGUCCGGGAGAGCACGCCUUCGCCCUCCUCAGACGAGGAGGCGGCGCGAGCCCUCGAGGCUCUAAUGUGGCCGCACGACCUUGACUCGGUGGUGAGUGGGUCGUCGCUGGAGAAGCUCCGGGAGCGUUAUCAUAUCCCGGAGGAGUUUGUCCUGGUUGCGCCUGAUCCGGGGCAGCGGUCAUACGACCCGAUCCCCCGAGGCUUCGCGCUGACUCAAGAUGCCCUAGAGGCUGGGAGCGUCGAAGCCGAGCCCCUAGCAACCAUCACGGAGUCACAAGUGCAAAGGUUCGUACGGAGAAACCUCGUAACUCGUUUUGGUCUGCCCCGGUCCAUCGUCACCGACAAUGGACCUCAGUUCGCCGGCAGGAGGUUCCAAGAGUUUUGCGCCAAGCACAAGAUUCAGCUGAGGUUCAGCUCGGUGGCUUACCCCCAGGCGAACGGACUAGCUGAAGUAACCAACCGGUCCAUCAUCGACGGUCUCAAGAGAAGAGUGUCCGCUGCCCGAUCGGCAUGUAUCGACGAGCUCCCGAGCGUCCUAUGGGCGCUGCGCACUACCCUUAAAACCCCAACGGGGGAGUCUCCCGACAGCCUCACAUUCGGGACCGAGGCCGUAUUACCAUCCGAAGUGGCUGUCCCGACUCCGCGGACAGCAGGCUACGGCGAAGAGGCCUCGGGAGAAGGACUCCGAUCCAACCUGGAUUUGCUCGAAGAAAGACGGGCCGACGCGCACCGAAAAUCCCUUUCUUACAAAACUGCCGUAGCAAGGGUCUACAACCGGAAGGUACGACCCCGAUCGAUAAAGCUAGAAGACCUGGUCCUGCGCAAAGUCGAGGUCAGCCACCCGACCCGAGUAAGGGGGAAACUAGCACCGAAGUGGGAAGGACCCUAUCGAGUCAUCGAGUGUCCCGACCAGGGACGUUCCGACUCGCAACAAUGGAAGGCGACCCCAUAA
Messenger RNA from Musa acuminata AAA Group (dessert banana), 993 nucleotides. RefSeq lists its product as uncharacterized. Lineage: Eukaryota; Viridiplantae; Streptophyta; Magnoliopsida; Zingiberales; Musaceae. Gene Ontology annotation, molecular function: nucleic acid binding. Gene Ontology annotation, biological process: DNA integration. The coding region runs from base 1 to 993 and encodes 330 amino acids. The transcript has 2 exons. The record is from RefSeq and is a predicted model, not a curated record.